GGCCCUGGUGGGAGCACGUAUGGCCGCGGCAGGGCCUGUCGGCACGAGCCUGCGGUGCCGCCUCAAAAUCCAUUAUUAUGGAUGGAGACAAGGCGCAUGACAGAGUUGUGGUACAUGUGGGCAGCCACCUUGAAGAUGCUGUAACAUUUUGGGUACAGAAUAUCAGUAGAUGUGAUGACCUCUUCAAAUAAAGUUGUGAGCUGGCAGAUGCUUGUCCUAAAGCUAAUGCAGGUUUUGGCAAACCUGAUUUUGGUAAGAUACAUGGUGGCUGUUUUUCUGAAGACAGAUGUUGGUACAGGUGUAUGGUACAGCAAGUGAUCAGCAAUGAAAAAUGUCAGGUAUUAUACAUAGACUAUGGAAAUUAUGAGGUUCUGAAUAGAUCAGACAUAGUGGAAAUUCCACUGGAUUUGCAGUGUCCGAGCAUUGCCAAGAAGUACAGACUCCAGGGACGGCAGAUAACGGCUGAUCAGAAUGUAAACAUGUUUGAUGAGGGGAAGAAGUUGUUGAGCAGCCUAGUUUUUGAAAAAGAAAGAAAAAUACGUCACAAAGCCAAAUUCGAAGAUGGUGCCAUUAUUGCCCAGGCAGAACAUGAAAAGAUUGGAGAAGAGGUGGCCAAGGCAGGGUUUGAUCAAAGAUGCACAUCUCCAGGGUACACUAAAGAGGCAGAAGAGAAAAAAGCAGAUGUCAUGCAAAUGCAGAAUCGAAAGAUGAAGAUUUCGGUUCUGCUGUGGUUAAACAGGUCUGAUCACACGAUGCACAGUUCCCCAAGAGGGCAUGUUCAGCAAGGACCUGCUGGCACCAGGAACUGGAGUUUUCCUGGAGACUGGAUGUUUGCCCCAAAGGAAAAGGUACUAGCUUUCACCUCAGUGCCAGACACCAGCUUGGCACAUGUAAGACCAGAUCAGAAGCUGCCUGAAGAGAAAGAAGUUCUGAGAAGGGAGAAUCUGGAUCUCUUGCAGAGGCAGAAGGAGCUAGAGUUGAAGGUUCAAAAGCUUAAAUGUGAGCUUCAGAAAGAAAAGGAAGUGUCUAGGAAAACUACUGAAAGUUUUGAGAAGACCCUGCAUACUUACAUAGGAACAAAAAUGGGAAGCUUGGCCGCUAAGGUGAAGGCACUGAAAGAAGUUAGGCAUACAAAUAAGAGCAGUCAUUCUGGGGAGCAGCUGUUGGAAGCCAUGAAGGUGGUUACAGAAGCAUGUCUCACGAAGAAGAUUUGGACAGAGUAUGACUUGGCUCAAUAAAGGAUUCAGUUAUGCACAAAUGUGGAUGAAAGAGAUGAAUUGAUCAGUAAGAGAGAUGAGGUGCAGCAGAAUUUGUAUUCAGCAGUGAAAGAAUUAAUUUUGGAAAUGGAUCAGCUGCCUCUCUUGGAGCGCUCAAGAAUGUUACAGAACUGUGCUUCUCUGGAGAUGUAUGAUCAAGGUUCUGAAGCAGGUGACUCUGAGGAGGUAUUUGAAGAGUUCUUGUAA
Molecule: messenger RNA, 1463 nt
Organism: Neopsephotus bourkii (Bourke's parrot)
Lineage: Eukaryota; Metazoa; Chordata; Aves; Psittaciformes; Psittacidae
Product: serine/threonine-protein kinase 31-like
Source: RefSeq, a predicted model, not a curated record